This is a messenger RNA of Cuscuta campestris, 772 nucleotides long. Lineage: Eukaryota; Viridiplantae; Streptophyta; Magnoliopsida; Solanales; Convolvulaceae. The record is from the annotation of a GenBank genome assembly.
UCACAUCUUGACCGCAACACAAUCAACACUUUGCCCCGGCCAAGUGAAGUGGAUUUCAUCAUUGCUUGUCCUCCAGCCCUCCUUGUCAGGGGUUUUCUUUAUUGACAGGCACAAUAAGAGUUCAGUGAGUGAUGUUGAUGCAUAAUGAUCUUGUCGCUUUAUCCUUUGUUGAUUACUUCAGGCCCAAGUUUCUGCUCAUUGAAAACGCCAGGAAUCUCGUUUCAUUUGAUAAUAUGAAUCCAUUUCAGCUAAUUAUAUCUUCACUUCUUGAAAUGGGUUAUCAGGUGAGGUUUGGAGUACUCCAAGAAGCGGUAUUCUAUGGUGUAGCACAAUUUGGGACUAGUGACUUUAUUUUGGUUCUAAAUAUAACAAAACAAGACCCACUGCAAUACCUUGGAGUUGAGGCAAUUUUGGCAACACUACUCUGUACAUUUUUCUUCAUCUAUGACAACGCUGACAAUUGCAACAGUAUGUUUGGAGCAACUAUUGGCAUUAGGUCACAGUUUAAUGAAGUUUGGAGUUAAGAUUCUUUGUUUUGGUCAUUGAUUUUUGGCUUAAGAAUACAAUGCAGAAUAUGUCUUUUGUGUUUAGCUUUAAUUCUAUUGUUGGUUUAGGACAUUACAUUGAAGGUCAAGGCACAUUUGCAGUCAUAGUUAAUUUUCGAUUAGAUUUGGUUCUAAGUUUGCUUGGUGUAAUUUGUAUAUCUUUUCGAGGGGCUUUAGUUCGGUCCUCCCCUUUUAAUACACUAUUUUAAUAUAAUAAACUCCUUUUU